CAGGAGUGAUAUCACGACGGAGCGCUCUACGAGCAGACUGCUAAGGUUAUAUAGGUAAUUUUAAAGUGGAUUUCGGUGCUCAGGACCACUGAGCGGCCAUGGAAGAACUUACAGCGUUCGUCUCGAAAUCUUUCGACCAGAAAACCAAGGAGAGCAGUAAGGAGAGUAUCACGUACAGGGAAGUUUUGGAGAGUGGCUUGGCGCGGGCGAGGGAGCUAGGGAACUCGGAGACAAGUCUACAGGACAUAACGGAAGGCAGCAACCACUUCCCAGUACAUCUAUUCAAGGAGCACAUAGAGCUAGAGAAAGAAAAACUCAAGGAGUUUAACGUUUCAAGGGCCACAGAAGGGAUAUAUGAGUGUAAAGAGAAGAAGGAGGACCUAAAGUCUGAGGACGAGGACGCACAGAGCAAACUGAAGCAGCGGCGGAGCAGGACAAACUUUACUCUGGAACAGCUCAACGAGCUGGAGCGCCUGUUCGACGAGACUCACUACCCCGACGCCUUCAUGCGGGAAGAGCUGAGCCAGAGGCUGGGACUGUCAGAGGCAAGAGUGCAGGUUUGGUUUCAAAACAGAAGAGCAAAAUGUCGGAAACAAGAAAACCAGAUGCAUAAAGACACUUCUUCCUACUUUCCAGGUGUCAUUCUGGGCACUGCCAGUCAUCUGGAUGCCUGCAGAGUAGCGCCCUACGUCAACAUGGGAGCUCUACGGAUGCCUUUUCAACAGGUUCAGGCCCAGCUCCAGUUGGAGAGCGUGGCUCACUCCCACCAUCACCUGCACCCUCACCUGGCAGCGCACGCACCCUACCUGAUGUUCCCGCCCCCACCCUUCGGACUUCCAAUCGCCUCGCUAGCGGACUCAGCCUCUGCAGCGGCGGCCGUGGCCGCGGCUGCCAAGAGCAACAGCAAGAACUCUAGCAUCGCCGAUCUCCGACUCAAGGCAAGAAAACAUGCUGAAGCUCUGGGUCUCUGACCUCACCAGGCUUCCCCUCCACUUGCCCCACGCCCUCAUAAUAACCCACUUCUCACACAAGACUGAGCCCAGUGAUCGGGUCUGACACUUACAGCUUAAACAAAAAAAUUAAAAUUAAAACAAUGAGAGGGAGAAUGUAAGAGAGAGAUAGAGAGAGAGAGAAAAAGAAAGACACAGGUAAAGAAAGGGGUAGAGGAUAAGUGGAGGAAGAGGAGGAGGAGGCGGUGGAAGAUGGAGGAUGGAGCGAGAAAAUUGUCACAAAACCAGCUAUCAAAACAACCACUUGUAGAGAGAACGGUAAAUAAAUACCAAUGAAAUCUCCUUUUACUUUUCGCCCAACAGGCAGGACUUCUGCGGGGCCAGUGGCUCAGUCCACUCCAGGCACACAUCACAAGUCCAGGACCAUACAAACACAUGUGGAUGUCUGUCUGAGCUGAAGGACAGGGCCAGGCCAGGGCCAGGCUAAACCAGGCCAGACCAGACCAGGAGACUUUAGAACAAAGCAAACUGUCAAAGCAAGCAAGCAGGGUGCAAAUACUAGAGCCUCACUGAAUCCGAUGCCGUCACGUUGACUUUACAGACUGUUGCAUGUGUGAAAAAAGACACUGACAACACAAGGCAUCGGACCCGCUCUAAACUUUACACACAAAAAAGACAAACAAAAAACAAAAAAAAAGAGAUAAGAAAUGGCCACUGUAUUGUUUCCUGCCGCUGCCCAGUGCAUGAGUUUGAUUGCAGGACUGCAGGUCUAUCAUGGAGCCUGGCCUUUAUGUUGUAUCUGACCUAACGCCCCAAUUCUGUUGUAUCACUGCCAUUCAAACCGCCCUCUAUACCCUCAUCCACAAGGCCAAUGGUCAUUUGGGUUUGAUUUCCUUUAAACUUUUGACUGACAGAAAGAAGCAAUUCGAAUUCCUUAUUUUUUCUGCUUUCGGAGGACUAAGAUAUGUGUUGCCAGGAAUGUGUCUGAGUCCAAAUGUCUUUUAGCUUUUCUCCUCACAUUGUUCUCUCUCUCUAGCUUUCUUUCUUUCUGUUUAUAGUGCUAUUUCCUAGGAAUAGAAGUGAAGAUAUUCUUUGCACUUCAGGUUUUGUAUGUGUGCGUUUACAAAUGGCACUACUAGAAGAUACUACUUUACUAAAUGAGGCGGGAAUAGGAACCAAUUUGGUUUUUAUCAUGUCAUCAAAAAGAGACGUUCACAAAACGUUUCGAGGGAUAAAGGGUAUAACUGCAAUUUUUUUGUAAUUUUUAAAACAUGAAGGAAGCAUCAGUUAAACUGAAAUGCACUUUUGUGCAGUUUAAGUGCAAUAUUGUAAAUAUGAAAAAAGUUUAAAAAUAAUAAACAAAUUGUUCAUUGUUCAUUUUAAACAAAUGAUUUUCAGUCAUUUAUUUCAUGCACCGAUUAAAUCGGUGUGUCUAAUUUCUUUGCCAAACAGAUCUGUUUUUCCUAAAGCAUUGUAUUAUGUUGCGAACUCAUCCUCAAUCAUGCGCCAUAACUCCAGAGAUUCAAUGGUUUUCAAAUGUAGUUUUGUACACAUCAGAACACAAUAAUAGCCUGUUUAGGUAGACAUGAGCACAUGUGUUUCAUGCUGCAGAAAUUAACAAUUGAAAAGCUAGGAUCUGAAAUAAUUUAUCAUAAUUGAUAUGGGACAAAGAAUUGAUGUUACAUUCCACCAAAGAUUCUAACAAAUUUGACAAUAUAUGUUAUGGGAACAACAAAGCCAUGGCAGUGUUGCUUUAGGCCUGUACAUAUUAAACGUUGCAUGUUUAAGUUGCAAUUUCAUGGUAAGAUAAGUAAGAUAACAAGAUACAACCUAGAUAAAUAAUGCCUACCACCUAGGAUAAAAUGUUGAACACUUGUAAAUUCAAAGGGUAUUUUUUUGUGUCAUUGAGAAACAGAUCUCAUAGUCAAUAAUGCCUCGGAGCCUGUAGAUCCUUGUAAAGUCUACCUCAAACAAUGUUUUAAUCAACAUUUACUCAGUUCACAAACCACCGGUAACUGUUGUUUAGAGAUGUCUCCAUUUUAAAUUAAACACGUGGGUGCUUUUAUUUAUUAUUUUAGAAAGUUUAUACAAUUAUUAAAUAGUUGAAAUUCAAGUGUACAUUUUUACAUGGCUUUGCAUUUAUUUGUAUGUUUUUUUUAAUGUUACAUUUGCAAAGGGAGAUGCGUGGCUGUUGUGCAUUGUUUGCCUAAAAAUGUAGCAUGUCCGAGUUUACAAACGUUUCAUGGAUUUGAUUUGAUUAAGCUCCAUGGAAUUUGUUAUGUCCACCACAAGUAUUAUCAUUUCAUUUGCAAGCAUGCUAAAACAUGAUCACUAUACCGUUUCUUCUUGUUUUUCUUUUGAUUCACAAAAUAUGAAAUGUACAUCUUGUAAACUAUCAAUACAUUUAUACAUAUUUGUAUUGCAGUUUUAAGAUACUUAAACAACUCCAUUCCAGAUUAAUCAAAACAAUAUAUAUACAUAUAUUGCUCUGUGAGGAAUUUUGGGCCUUGGAAGGGUUACAUUUGGCAUUUUACUUUUUAGUCAUUUAUUAGAUUCUUAUAUAUUGAGUGACUUAUAAUCAUACAACAAGAGGCUUUAAAUCAAAACAUGAUUAUCGUCAUCAAAACAUUACGGAAGUGAAUACCGUAGUACACAUUAUUAGAGUAUGCCAGAUCCCCUUACUUGAAGCAAUAGCCAGGUACUUUAUGAGCUGAUGUAGAUUAAUGCUGUGUGACCAUCGUGACAGGUUACAGCCGAUGCUCAGGGGUUGUCUCAGGUUGAACCUACCAAUCAAUAUCAUUCCAGCUCUGACAUUUACGCAGUUUUCAUGUCGGCCAUCAAAGCUCAUCAGAUCCCAAUCUUACCCCACGUCAGCGGAGAAAAUUGAGCCGCUAUGAAAUCCAGAUGUACGCCAGCAUCAUGGCCCCAAAUCUGGAACCGAACAUGUAUAAAGCCCUCUGUUCAAAUGACAGAGAUGGAACCUGAAAAUGUAAGAUUCUGUAACUGGAGCAAGAGCAAGGCUGUUGUGCUUGUACACCCUAUAAGGUUUCUGCACAUUUAAUUUGUACAUACAUCAUGGUUGAGCAAUAUAAACGCAUACUGAUCGGCCUGUAUUUACCCACUGACCUCUCAGGCUGGGGCCUGCUGGGCCAGGUCUGAAAAUAACAGCAUCCUUUUAUGUGUACUAAUAAUUAGCUAGGCACACACAGCCAUCCAUCAACCAGCAAUGAGCCAUGGCUGCUUUGUCAACAUGUUAAAGCUGUUUAUGUUGGCCACAAGUCACAAAUAAAAUAAUAAUGUAAUAAUAGGGAAGGGGCUGUGUGUGUGUGUGUGUGUGUGUGUGUGUGUGUGUG
Messenger RNA from Oncorhynchus tshawytscha (Chinook salmon), 4303 nucleotides. Its product is annotated as short stature homeobox protein. The record is from RefSeq and is a predicted model, not a curated record. Gene Ontology annotation, cellular component: nucleus. The transcript is spliced from 5 exons. Gene Ontology annotation, biological process: regulation of transcription by RNA polymerase II. Gene Ontology annotation, molecular function: sequence-specific double-stranded DNA binding; DNA-binding transcription factor activity, RNA polymerase II-specific. Lineage: Eukaryota; Metazoa; Chordata; Actinopteri; Salmoniformes; Salmonidae. The coding region runs from base 99 to 971 and encodes 290 amino acids.